AUGGAAAAUGAAUCUUUACCCAUUCUCUUAGUCACCGCUAACGUGGGAAGUGUUUUCGAAGAUCCCUCCAAUUUGCUACAUCUAUGGAUAAGAGAAUUCCUUAAUCAUGUUGCUGAACGACAACCAGCAUUCCUCGCGCUCCAUCUGCAAGAGGUCGGCGGCAAGACGUAUGAAAAGUCGAUGGAAUAUGUACAAGAGUUUAUAAAGCAGCUAUGUGAAUCAGAAGAGCUAUGUAACUAUAAUCGUAUCCGUGUAUAUUUGGAUGAAGAUUACAACUCAGCAGAACACUUCACGGCCUUGGGAAAUUUGUAUUUCGUACAUAGCUCCAUCAACUAUGUAUCGAUGUGGAACUUUCUCACUCACGAAUGGGAUUCUGUCGAAGGCAAAAAUAUACAUACGGGUAGUAUCGAAACAGUAGCCACUAAAGAAAAGGCGAAAUUCCCUCAACAAUUUUUUCCCGAGUGCAAAUGGUCUCGAAAGGGGUUUCUGCGUACUCGUUGGUUUCUAAAUGGGACCGUGUUUGAUCUGGUCAACAUUCACCUUUUCCAUGAUGCUUCUAAUUUAGAAGCUUGUGAAGAAUACCCAUCCGUAUAUUGUAAGAGCCGCCGUCGAGCUCUUGUACACACACUGGAACGAUUCCAUAAAGAUACAGUUAACCGACCAGUGCCAUAUUUUGUUUUUGGUGAUUUUAACUUCCGUUGUGAUACCGAGGGAGUAAUUAAGAAACUUACCGAAGAUCUCACAAUGCAUCGGGUACAUAAUACAAAAAACGAUAGUACAAAAGUGCAAUAUCGAGACUCGGCGGGAAGUAACGUAUUGACCGUGGGGAAAAAAGAAUUUUUUCAUUGCGAUCAAAGCACGUUCAAAGAAAAUUGGUUACGCCAGUUUGACCGUGAGCUAGAUUCACUUCGAAGUAUACUGUAUGAAUAUCCCAUCACUUUUCCACCCUCCUAUCCAUUCGAGGAAGAUCCCUCACAGCCGGACGCAUACAUGGCGACCCGCUGUCCGGCGUGGUGUGAUCGGAUACUGAUCAGCCCUGCGGCCCGCAAACUUAUAAGUGACGAACGAGCUUUUGCUGGCACUGGCCUAAGCAACAACCAAAGUGAUAAAAACCCUGGCGCAGUCAUCGCGGUCAACUAUGGUAUUAUUGGAGAAAACGUGUGCAUGGGUGAUCAUAAGCCGGUUUUUCUCAGCAUCAAAAUCAAGACGAGUCAAGGUAUUUUAGACAACUGUUGCUGUGAUACGCAUGCGCCUACAACACUACGUGUUGACCACCCUAUUCAUAAUAACAGUACAAGUAGUGAUAGUAGUAGUAAUAAUCGUACCAUUGUAGUCAGCCUGGAUGGUAGUUUUGGUAGCUGCGAGAGUGACGAACGAACUGAGGUGUGCAUAAGGGCAAGGGCAGCAGGACAUGGUCGUCAGCUAGCUUCGAUUGCAGUUGAUUGUAGACGCGAAAAUGAUAAAAGCACUAGUGCUACCAUUAUACCGAUUCCCUCGAUCGAUGAAGAUGGCAAUGUCACCUGCUAUCAUCAGCUCCACCACCCGUCCGCAUGUCUAGGAUGUUUAGGUAACAUUGAACAGAUUCUUAAUGAUUCAAUCAAGCCAUCAUUACCGAAAAAGAAUCAAAACUUGCAACAAAUGCAACAGGAUGUUGUCGAAUGUAACGAUCGUUCGUCGUUGCCCAGCAUGGUAUGUUCACCUGCAGCACGUUUCAAUGAUCAUCAGCCACUGGUUAGUAUAAAUGUGUAUGAUACCGAUAGUAAUCUCAAUGUGUGCAUGUGCGCACUGUACAAUGAAACAAAGAAUCACAACAAAUCUGCUGCAGGAAACGAUACUGGAUUCAUCGAUGAUGCGAACGUUCCAACGACAAAGAUAUGUCCGAACUGUCGGAACAUCAUUAAACAUCAACCGGUUCAGCACCGGAAAACGCUCAUCUCACGUCGGAUGAUGCUAGCCAAUGAUGUGGUCGUGAACCGAAUUGACACACACUACCUCAAUACCUAUGCAGUAUCGUUGGCCGGACAGGGUGGCAACGGCGGAACUGGCCAGCAUCACUUUGAACCUUACACUCCGGAAAGUGCAGAAUCUCACUCGCCCCUCCCCGAAUCGUAUGACAUCCCCAACAAGACUAUUCAAACUAUAAACAGCAAUAACAAUCAGGAAGUAGAUGCCAGUGGACAAGUGGUACUUGUGGAACUGGGACAGGAUGUAGCUGCAUCCAUGUUUGUUGUCGCAGAUGAACCGUUCGAGUUGGACAUAGUCCAUCGUUCAAAUGAACGUUUGAUGGUCGAACAGACAGAUUCGUCAGUAACCCCGUCAUCGAAGGAUCUAUCGAACGCCAUUGCGGAAACGCCAGGCGCAUCCACCGCGGGUGUCAAUUUGUUGCCACCGUCUUCGUCGAGUAUUCGUCAAAAUUCCGGCUGCCAAGACAGUGGCUUUGUUGGUGGUGUUUCUCCAAAACAGCUCAAGUCCCGCUUGGAGAAGCUGAAGCAGUUGGCCGAUGAGCGGCGUAAGAAGUACGGCGAAUGGACCCGCAGUCUUUCACAAUCGGAUACCUGCAAAAGCGUUCAUAGUAGUAGUGGCACGUUAAUUGUGCCGAUACUGUCGGUAAAUGGGGAAAGCGAUGUAGCAGGUCCCCGGGAAAUGGCUGUAGGGACUACCAGCAGGGGAACCAUGGCCAUAGCUGCCAACUCGCGGCCACACACCAGGGAGCCGACCGAUCAGGUGGCCGCAACUAUUACGAUGAGCCGUGAAUCUGUUUUGGUUAGCUGUUGCCGUGGCAUGUGUGCGAUACUAUAA
Molecule: messenger RNA, 2799 nt
Organism: Anopheles nili
Lineage: Eukaryota; Metazoa; Arthropoda; Insecta; Diptera; Culicidae
Gene: 5PtaseI
Exons: 8
Coding region: 1-2799 (932 amino acids)
Biological process (GO): phosphatidylinositol dephosphorylation
Molecular function (GO): inositol-polyphosphate 5-phosphatase activity
Source: RefSeq, a predicted model, not a curated record